Eleginops maclovinus (Patagonian blennie) is the source of this 697-nucleotide messenger RNA. Its product is annotated as troponin I, fast skeletal muscle-like. Bases 107 to 634 code for a protein of 175 amino acids. The transcript has 7 exons. The record is from RefSeq and is a predicted model, not a curated record. NCBI's taxonomy places the organism in Eukaryota, Metazoa, Chordata, Actinopteri, Perciformes, Eleginopidae. Gene Ontology annotation, biological process: cardiac muscle contraction; skeletal muscle contraction. Gene Ontology annotation, cellular component: troponin complex.
GCCGCUGGCAGCCUUCAAGCCGAGGACGGAGCCGAAGUCCCAGAGACAGACGGACAACAACAGCAGCGGCAGCAGCGUAAACAGACAGGAAUUAACUGCAGGCAGGAUGGCAGAGAAAAAGAUGCCGUCGAGUCGGAGGAAUCAGCUCAAGAGCUUGAUGCUGCAGAUCGGUCAGAUGAUUCUGGAAAAGGAGGCGCGGGACGCCGAGCAGGAGAAGAUAAGACACAUGGAGGAGAAAUGUCCCUCCCUCUCCAUCCCAGGAACCGCGCAGGAUCUCCAGGAGCUUUGCCGUAAAGUUCACAAGCAGAUUGAUUCGUUGGAUGAGGAGCGAUAUGACAUGGAGAUCAAAGUGAAAAAGUCCGACAAAGAGAUUGAAGACCUGAGGCUGAAGGUUCAGGAUCUGAAGGGGAAGUUUAAGAAGCCGGCCCUGAAGAAGGUGCGGAUGUCGGCUGAUGAUAUGCUGGCCGCUCUGUUGGGGUCCAAACAUAAAGUGUCUAUGGACCUGAGAGCCAACCUGAAGCAGGUCAAGAAGGAAGUGAAAGAGGAGGAGAAGCAAUCAGGAGAUUGGAGGAAAAACAUCGAAGACAAGGAAGGCAUGGGCGGAAGGAAGAAAAUGUUUGAAGGAGAGAUAUAAACCCCCUUUGUUGUGUUUCUGUUGACAAGGGUUUUUAAUUUCUGUUUAUUAUGUACAUUCAUG